AUGACACGGAGAACAUCGAGUCGCACUGGAAAUAAGAAGCAAGAGACGGGUCAGAACGAGGUUCCAGACGGAAACGAUGAAGAAAUGACACCACGUGGAGCAACAGACGACCCAGAAGUCAGGAGAAAUAGACGCAGAAGUUCAAACAACGCUCCAUCCACUUCCACUUCUCAUGCCGUUCCAGAAUCUUCCACUGAGAUGGCAUUAACUUCAUCGAAUGACGAACCCCCGGCAUCCAACAUCGUCAACAGAAACAUAAAUUCUGAUGAAGAAGAGGAAGUAGAUGACGAGGCAGUUCCUCAAAAUCCCAACGAAAAAAGUGGUUCAGCAGCCCUAGAAAGUUUUCAAAGAAGAGAGAUGAAAUCUGGUAAUGUCAGUCCAGCUUCGUCCAAGUUCGGUUCGAGGCCUGGUUCAGGAGAAUCUAGUCGCACCUCGGACAACGGAUCAGACUUCUCGAGACCUGGUAUCGGUUCAACACCACUCAAUGGACCAAGUUACAGUCAACGUCCAAGUGGUGAACCCAUGCCAUCGACGUCAGAUCUGGAAAUCGUUGAAAGGAAACAGACUGAACACAAGGAACGAGAAACGACGCACGAUGAGGUUUCAGAAGGAGACGAUGAAGAAUAUACAGCGACACCUUCAGACCCCACUUUGAUAUGCGAAUUCGUUGGACGGUUUCUUCAAACCGCAAGAAUUCCGCCGUGUUUCAAAAAUGAAUCAAGUGUUAUCUGCUCUACCUGUCUUGAUUAUUUCGAGUGUUACUGGGUACCUAUUCUUUCAUACGGGUCAGCGAGGAGAUCUCGCAGAUUGAAUGAACUCAAACGACCACAAGGUUAUCUUCUACGGAAUAUUGGAAUUCGACCCCUUGGCGCCUACAUUUCCGCCUCACAAGAUUCGAUAAUAUGUGACUGGACUGGGAGAAGUCUACGAUUCGUUCGAAAUCCACCAUGUGUUCAGGGGAACCCCAUCAAUAUCUGCAAUACAUGUCGGAAGACUUUCAAAAUGAAGUGGAGGCCUCCAAACAAAAUCUAUCAAAUCGGUGUAGCUGUCCGCAAAAGUGGAGUAGUUCCAAGGUCAAGGGGCUCUGUCAUGGUUGCCAAAUCCAAAUCUCAUGCAACUCCGAAAGUCCCACUCAUCUGUGAAUACUCUGGUAUUCAUCUUCAACCCAAUCAGUGGCCACCCUGUAAUUUCGACUGUUCUGUUCAGACGUUAUGUUCUGUUUGUCUGAAAUUCCUACAAGAAAAUUAUGAAUUCUUAAAAGCUAAAGGGUGGCCAAAAAAAGGAUUUCGGAAGUUGAAGAGAUCGCCAACAAAACAAGAUCCAAAGCGAGUUCCAGGACCAGACAGAGUUUUGAGUCCGUCCCCGUCCGAGUUAGCACCGGGGCCCAGCCAGCCAACGCAGCCGCAAAUGAAUCGUCCAGCACCAAAAAGACGGAGAGACGUGGAUUCAGAAGAGAGCGAAUGA
Molecule: messenger RNA, 1464 nt
Organism: Caenorhabditis remanei
Lineage: Eukaryota; Metazoa; Nematoda; Chromadorea; Rhabditida; Rhabditidae
Exons: 5
Coding region: 1-1464 (487 amino acids)
Source: RefSeq, a predicted model, not a curated record